AUGGCUCAACUCGACACUCUCGACCUGGUGGUCCUGGUGGUGCUUUUGGUGGGUAGCGCCGCCUACUUCACCAAGGGCACCUACUGGGCCGUUCCCAAGGACCCGUAUGCCGCCUCCGGUCCCGCCAUGAAUGGUGGCGCCAAGGCGGGCAAAUCCAGGGACAUCAUUGAGAAAAUGGAAGAGACUGGCAAGAACUGUGUGAUUUUCUACGGCUCGCAGACCGGUACCGCCGAGGAUUAUGCGUCGCGCCUGGCCAAGGAAGGCUCCCAGCGUUUCGGCCUCAAGACCAUGGUCGCAGAUCUGGAAGACUACGAUUAUGAGAACCUGGACAAGUUCCCCGAGGACAAGGUUGCCUUCUUCGUCAUGGCCACCUAUGGUGAGGGUGAACCCACCGACAACGCCGUCGAGUUCUACCAGUUCAUCUCGGGUGAGGACGUCGCGUUCGAGAGCGGCGCCUCUGCCGACGACAAGCCCCUGUCCUCCCUCAAGUAUGUCACUUUCGGUCUCGGUAACAACACCUAUGAGCACUAUCAGGCUAUGGUUCGCAAUCUGGAUGCCGCUCUCACCAAGCUGGGUGCGCAGCGCAUUGGAGAUGCUGGUGAAGGUGAUGACGGCGCUGGCACCAUGGAAGAAGAUUUCCUGGCCUGGAAAGAGCCCAUGUGGACUGCCCUGUCCGAGGCCAUGAACCUUCAGGAGCGCGAAGCCGUCUAUGAGCCGGUGUUCUCGGUCACGGAAGAUGAAUCCCUGUCCCCCGAAGACGAAGCCGUCUACCUCGGUGAGCCGACCAAGGGUCACCGUGACGGCACCCCCAGUGGCCCGUAUUCCGCUCACAACCCCUUCAUCGCCCCCAUCGUCGAGUCUCGUGAACUGUUCAACGUCAAGGACCGUAAUUGUCUGCACAUGGAGAUCAGCAUCGCUGGUAGCAACCUUUCUUACCAGACUGGUGAUCACAUCGCGAUUUGGCCCACGAACGCUGGUGCCGAGGUGGACCGGUUCCUCCAGGUGUUUGGUCUUGAGAACAAGCGUCAUUCCGUCAUCAACAUCAAGGGUAUCGAUGUGACCGCCAAGGUUCCCAUUCCGACUCCCACCACGUAUGAUGCUGCUGUUCGCUACUAUAUGGAAAUUGCUGCGCCCGUCUCCCGUCAGUUUGUGGCUACCCUGGCUGCGUUUGCUCCCGAUGAGGAGACUAAGGCGGAAAUCGUGCGUUUGGGUAGCGACAAGGACUACUUCCACGAGAAAAUCAGCAACCAGUGCUUCACCAUCGCUCAGGCUCUUCAGAGUGUCACCUCCAAGCCCUUCUCGGCUGUCCCGUUCUCUCUGCUUAUCGAGGGUCUCAAUAAGCUCCAGCCCCGUUACUACUCCAUCUCUUCCUCCUCCAUGGUCCAGAAGGAUAAGAUCAGCAUUACUGCCGUCGUGGAAUCCACUCGCUUGCCUGGUGCCGCCCACCUUGUCAAGGGUGUCACGACCAACUAUCUCCUUGCCCUGAAGCAAAAGCAGAAUGGGGAUCCGUCUCCCGACCCUCACGGCUUAACUUAUACUAUCACUGGGCCCCGUAACAAGUACGACGGAAUCCACGUUCCCGUUCACGUCCGCCACUCCAAUUUCAAGCUCCCCUCUGAUCCCUCUCGGCCCAUUAUCAUGGUUGGCCCUGGUACCGGUGUGGCUCCCUUCCGUGGAUUCAUCCAGGAGCGUGCCGCCUUGGCCGCCAAGGGUGAGAACGUCGGUCCCACCGUGUUGUUCUUUGGAUGCCGCAGGCGCGAUGAGGACUUUAUGUACGCAGAUGAAUUCAAGACCUACCAGGAACAGCUUGGGGACAAGCUUCAGAUCAUUACUGCGUUUUCUCGUGAAACUUCCCAGAAGGUGUAUGUUCAGCACAGACUGCGUGAACACUCCGAUCUGGUGAGCAGCCUCCUGAAGCAGAAGGCUAACUUUUACGUCUGCGGUGACGCCGCCAACAUGGCGCGUGAAGUCAACCUUGUGCUUGGCCAGAUCAUCGCGCAACAGCGGGGUCUCCCGGCUGAACGGGCCGAGGAAAUGGUGAAGCACAUGCGCAGCAGCGGCAGCUACCAGGAGGACGUGUGGUCAUGA
Messenger RNA from Aspergillus terreus NIH2624, 2088 nucleotides. RefSeq names its product NADPH--hemoprotein reductase cprA (gene cprA). Gene Ontology annotation, cellular component: cytosol. The coding region runs from base 1 to 2088 and encodes 695 amino acids. Lineage: Eukaryota; Fungi; Ascomycota; Eurotiomycetes; Eurotiales; Aspergillaceae. The record is from RefSeq and is a predicted model, not a curated record. The transcript is spliced from 2 exons. Gene Ontology annotation, molecular function: flavin adenine dinucleotide binding; NADPH-hemoprotein reductase activity; FMN binding.